GUAAUUUCGUACGCCAAUUACCCCCGGGCACUUUAUUGCAUUUCUUCUAAACCGUCUCCAAUGGAAAUAGGGAAGAUGGGAUUUUAUGGAGGAGCAUUUACGCCUUUCAUCCUUCAAUCCGCAAAUCGCUGCUCGCUUUUGGUCAUUUCUCAUCUCCAUCACCGACUCCCUCUUCUUUCACAACUACGAAGUGAUUCGUCAUACUCUGAUAAUUUCUUCUCUUGGUAACCUGCGUACACCUUUUUCACAUUUACUUAGACCUUCACCUUCCCGACUGUAAGCUUGCUUCCAUUGCUUUCCUUUCUUUCUUUCAUCGCCUUUCACUGCGACCCAGUUCCAUGGCGUCUACUUCUGCUUCAAAACUCAUGGAAAAGCCAUCCUACGAUGUAUUCAUCAAUCAUCGUGGACCAGACGUCAAAUCCACCUUAGCUACUGCUCUCUAUGGCAUGCUUACUGGAAUGGCACUCUCUGUAUUUUGGGAUGCACAAGAGUUGGAGCAUGGUGAUUUUUUGCCCCCAACAAUAGAAGCAGCAAUGAGAAGCGCUUUGCUUUAUAUCGCUAUUUUUUCCAAGAGCUAUGCAGAAUCACCCCGGUGUUUGGCAGAGCUAUCACUUAUGCUAGAAACUGGCACCAGAAUUAUUCCCAUUUUCUACGAUGUAGAUCCUAGUGAUCUAAGAUGGGUAGAGAAAGGGAAAGGCGUGUAUGACCAGGCCUUUAAGGAGCACGAGCAGAAAGGUGGAUACCCCGUGGAAGAACUUCUGAAGUGGAAGAAGGCACUCCACAUCGUCUCAUUUUACACUGGUGAAGUCAUAAAAAGUAAUGACGAUGAGUGGAGGCCGCUGAAGAAAAUUAGGGAUUGGGUUGUGCAAGAAAUAAACGUACCAUUAGAGGUUGCAAAUCAUCCUGUAGGUCUGGAAGAAGUAGUGAAGGACUUCGAGAUGAAUAUAUUCCGAUCUGAUCAGAGUGUACAAAUCAUAGGAAUUUGGGGUAUGGGUGGUUCUGGCAAGACCACCCUUGCCAAAGAGUUAUACAAUAGAAAAUCCUCUUUGAUUAAGAAACGCAGUUUUGUGUCUGAUAUUCGAGAGGCCUCAACCAAAGGUCUGUUGUAUAAGAAGCAAAAAGAAAUCCUCGAAAAUCUUCGUGUCCAAAAUGUACCAUUUGACAAUAUUGAGGAAGGUAUGAGAACUCUUGCUCGGCAUUUGAGAUCUGUUAGAGUGUUGAUUGUUCUCGAUGAUGUGGGUCAUGUGGACCAACUUAAUGCUUUGUUGCCUGCAAAAGACAAACUGGAAUGGGGUAGUCUCAUCCUUGUUACCACAAGGGAAUAUGAUGUUCUUAAAUCUUGGGGCAUCACUUCUAUAUAUAAAAUGAAAGCACUUGAUCCAUACUAUGCCAAACAACUUUUUUGUUGGCAUGCUUUUAUACAAGCCUCUCCUCAGGAAGGAUUUAAGGAGCUUGUUGAAAUUUUUUCAGAAGCUUGUCACGGAUUGCCUCUAUCUCUCAAGGUAAUUGGAGCACAACUCUAUGGAAAGUCAGAUAAAGAAGAUUGGAAGUCUUUGUUGCAUCAGAUCAUGGGGAUAUUGCCUUUUGAUAUUCAAAAGAUACUCAAAAUAAGUUAUGAUAGUCUGGAUGAUGAAGAAAAAGAGAUGUUCCUUGAUGCUGCAUGUUUCUUCAUUGGAGAAGAUUGUAGUUUGGCAAUUGAAAUAUGGAAUGGAUUGAGGUGGAGUGGUCUACUAAAUUGGGAAAAGCUGCUGCAUAGGUGUUUGGUUGAGCUUGAUGAUGACAAUUGCAUAAGAAUGCAUGACCAUAUAAGGGAUAUGGGAAAGGACAUCUCAAAUAAACAAUCACCCUAUCGGCUUUGCUUUCCCCAACAAUGUAUUAAUAUUCAGAGAGAAGAUGAGAAAAGAAUUGGCAUUCAAGGAAUAAUGGCGACCUCAAAUCGAAUAGAGUGGAUUAAUGAUGGGAAAGAGAAAUUACCAGAAAUGGCCGAAGUAAAUGAUGAGUCUGGUAAGGUCGAUGAGGCUCGCGUUCGCUGCUCGCACGGGGAACUCAUGGUUAACACAAACGAGGGAAUUUGGUCGCUCUCACCUUCUUUAGUUGGACUAAAAUUUUUAGUGAUUAGUGGAGAUUCUUUUAACGACGUACUGGGUGAAGUAUCGAGAAAGCUAGUCUGGCUACGCUGGUUCCAAAUUGGGCAGCGAAAUCUUUCUCCGGGGCUAUCAUUGAAAAAUUUGAGGGUCUUAGAAAUCUAUGAGAAAGGGGAACAUCACUUAGAAGAGCUGUGGGGGGAGACUGACGGUGACGCCCCUCUGCAUUUAAGGGAGUUGCUUAUUUCUAAUUGCCGCAAAUUUCAAGGUUUUCCAAAAUCAAUAAGACAUUUCAAUCAUUUGAAAAAGAUAGUAAUUGUUGGGGGCUACAGUGUUACGAGUCUGCCAGAUGAAUUCUGCCUUCUCCGAUCCCUGGAACACCUGGUGUUAGAAGAAUGUGCAAGGCUAUCAUCACUACCCAGCAAUUUCGGCAAUUUGAGCAAUCUGCGGCAUCUAGAUUUGUCUUCUUGCUCUGAGUUGAGAAGCUUGCCGGUUUCAUUUAAAAACUUAAAGCUUCUGAAAGUUCUCAAUUUAGUGGGUUGUUCUCAACUGAGGUCGGAGGACUUGAGCUUUCUGGAAAUCAUAACAAAGCUUGAGUACGUGAACCUCUCUGAGUGCCAGCAAUUGGAAGAGUUGCCUCGUCACAUCACAAAUCAGGCGUCCUUGAGAGAGCUCCAUUUCAUGGGCUCUAGUCUGAGGGAGCUACCAGAUGAUAUCGGUCGACUCAGUAUGUUGAGAAAUAUGUUGAUAAUAGAAAGCCCGUUUACAAGAUUGCCGACCUCUUUUGGAGGUUUGUCUUCUUUGACGAAACUUUUUAUUGAAAGUUGUCCUAUUCUGAAAUGUCUACCUGAUUCUCUUGGAAAUUUGUCUUCUUUGAAAAGACUUGAAAUUAGUCAUUGUCCUGUGCUGGAAUGUCUACCUCAGUCUCUUGGAAAUUUGUGUUCUUUGACAAACCUUACAAUUAGUCGUUGUCCUGAGCUGGAAUGUCUACCUGAGUCUCUUGGAAAUUUGUCUUCUUUGAAGGAUCUUGAAAUUAGUGAUUGCCUUAAGCUGGAGUGUUUACCCAACUCUCUUGAAAAUUUGUCUUCAUUGAUUAAUUUUGACAUUAGGGAUUGUUCUAAGCUGAAACGUCUACCUGACUCUCUUGGUGAUUUGUCUUCCUUGACGAAUCUUGAAAUUGAAUUUUGUCCUGACCUGGAAGUUUCACCAAAAUCAUUUAGGCAACUGAAUAAUCUUGAAACACUGCACUUAUACGGCUGUCUAAUCGGUGAAGUGUAUUUUGGGUCGGCAUCAUUACCUUCUGCAUUGAACAGCCUGAAGCGGAUAUAUUUAGGAGAAACAGAAGUGUGCAGGAUUUCAUUUUCGAAAGACUGUUGUCCCCACUUGGAGAGUCUCUGUGUUCUUAAUAAUUAUCCUUUAGUAGAGAUUGACGCCCUGCCAAAAACCCUCGAGUCAAUAUAUUUGGAAAACUGUUCAAUGCUGGAACACAUUCCAAGUUUUGCACAAUUAACUUCUCUCAGAGAAUUUCAGAUAACAGGUUGCCAAAAAAUUGAGAAAAUCGAAGGUUUAGAAAAUUGCUCAAGAUUGGAAAGGUUGGCUGUUAGGUUCUGCUGCGAGGUGCUGGAUGUAGAAAGCUUAGAACACAUGCAGAAUUUGAAGCAGGUGGAACUCAGUGCAAGCAAGGGAUCAGUUAUUGAACGUUUUAUUCAAAAGAUAAAGAAAUGGCCAGAUGAUUUAAAAAUACUAGGUAGAGCAGUCCCUGAUGCGGCCUCACGUGUAGAACCCUUACUCUCUCCGAAGCUGGGUUCGAAUCUCCAGAUCGUUGACUCCAUCUCCAACCAGAACAUUCAGUCCAUUUCAAAAUUGGUGCAAAAGCGUUCUUCCAUUGGCGAUGCCUUUAUGCUGUAUUUUGUGAUAAAUUGUCAUUCUUCAAUAAGCGGACAGUUGACAUGGAAAAAAGACGGUGGAUUGCUUGGAGCUCCUCUAAACUUUGCAAAAGGUAGGUGGGCAUGGGUAGGUGUCUUCACUCAACGUUCCCAGUACAAAUGGCACACUGCAGAGUUCUCAGCGGACUGCGAAGAUGAGGACGGAGGAGAGUCCGAAGAAGAGGACGCCGAAGAAGGAAACACCGAAGGGUCCGAAGAAGAGGACGCCGAAGAAGGAAACACCGAAGGGUCCGAAGAAGAGGAUGGAGGAGAGUACGAAGAAGUGGAGAAAGGUUUGGUUGUGAGGAGGGGAGAACAAGCGCUAGUGGAGAAAGCUUUAUUUGUGACAGGGGAAGUACAAACAGUAAUGGAGGCAGUUUGCAGCCUACUGCCGCUUUUCCAAAGUUAAUAAAGUUGUCAAAUUAAAGCAAAAUAUACAAGGAAUGUUACUGAGAGGGAGAAACAUCUUUAUGGAUAGGGGAUAGGAUUCAUACUUGGACAUGUUUUAAUAGUUGUGAUAAUAUUUUUUAUUUAAUGUAUAUUUUUAAUAAUAUAAUAUUAAUAGUUGUGAGAUUUAAUAAAGUUGUUAGUGUUGGUCUGAGUAUUCAUAAUUCAAUGAAACGAAUUAUUUAGAUCUAAAAGUGUCAAAUCAUGUGAUGCCACAUUGAGAAUAAAUAAAAUGUGUAACUGAUAUAACUCAAUGCAUAUUUGAUGAUUUGGGCCUAAAAUC
Cryptomeria japonica (Japanese cedar) is the source of this 4739-nucleotide messenger RNA. RefSeq names its product disease resistance protein TAO1. The coding region runs from base 339 to 4418 and encodes 1359 amino acids. Gene Ontology annotation, molecular function: ADP binding; protein binding. Lineage: Eukaryota; Viridiplantae; Streptophyta; Pinopsida; Cupressales; Cupressaceae. Gene Ontology annotation, biological process: defense response to fungus; signal transduction. The record is from RefSeq and is a predicted model, not a curated record. The transcript has 6 exons.